CAUCCGUAAAUGGGUAUACACCUGAUGGAGUCUCAAAAAUGAGGAAUCUUUUUGAACGUGCUAUUCCGGCUGCGGGAUUCCAUGUUACUGAAGGCAAUAGAAUAUGGGAAGGAUAUAGAGAGUUCGAGCAAGGCAUCUUAGACACUAUUGACAAGGCUGACCUUGAGGAGAGGAAUAAACAGAUACAAAGGAUUCGAAGCAUAUUUCACCGUCACCUGUCUGUUCCGCUGAAAGAUUUGAGCUCCACCCUUAUUACAUAUAAGGCGUGGGAGUUGGAACAGGGCACGGACCUUGAUAUUGGAUCUGAUGAUUUGAGUAAGGUUUCUCCACAGGUUGCUGUUGCAAACAAGAAAGCACAACAGAUGUAUAGUGAACGUGCACAUCUUGAAGAAAACAUAUCUAAGAAAGAUUUAUCCGACACGGAAAAGUUUCAGCAUUUAAUGGUGCGUAUGGCUUAUUUUGCAGUUAAUAUUUGUCUGUAUUCUGUGUUGAAGUUGAAUUGUAAUAUGCCUACCAUCUGUAAUCAUAUUGCGUGACGGAUCUGAAUCUAGAGACUUGUCUAUUUGGAA
Molecule: messenger RNA, 569 nt
Organism: Brassica oleracea var. oleracea
Lineage: Eukaryota; Viridiplantae; Streptophyta; Magnoliopsida; Brassicales; Brassicaceae
Molecular function (GO): protein binding
Source: RefSeq, a predicted model, not a curated record